GUUGUUAAUGACGCUUUCGUGUCUUUCAAGUCUAAUAAUGGUGUAAAUCUUAGUUGGCAGUUAUUUCCAUUUUGGUAUGUAAAUAAAAUAAAUGUCGAUGUGUCUUGUUGAAUUUUAUUUUGCUGAAGCGUGCACAGACCUUGUUAGUAGAUUCAUUUGCAAGUGUUUCGAUCACCUUCUAUUUCAGGUCUAUAUUAUUGUAUGGAUAAAGUGCAUUCACAUGCUCUAUACUCUUAUUCUGAUAUCAAUAAAUUAUCCCCAUUAGAUGUUGAUAUGACCGUCAUAAACAAUUCAGAUUCUGACAAGAGUGGCGUUUUACUGGAUACAUGGUCUGUGAAACAUUCCAGUGAUUUAGUUUCAACCCCGAAUGAUCUGGUUUCCCUGGCAUGGCUUCAGAAGAGAGAUAUUCUACAGAUAGCUCCGUUAGAUGGAGAAGACGAUGGUGGAGAUUCUGUUAGUUCGCCGGUCACUGGACGACCAGAGGAUGAAGAUAAUUUCGAGACCAACCCUAUCUUGCACAUGGGUUCGUUGGAGCCUGUUCACCGUUCACCUUCACUAGUGCCUGUAUCACAGUUUUCAGUCCUAGACAGAUGUGUCCGACGUCCUGCCUCGGUUUCUGGAGAACAGCUCUCUCAUAGCGAACAAUCGCGUUUCUCAACAAACCCUACUGUCGCCCUUGGCACCCAUGGUCUUACAAAGCCAAAUUACAGCUAUACGCACCUUAUAUUUAUGGCAAUCGAGUCUACUCCACAAAAAUGCAUGACUGUCAAUCAAAUUUACAACUGGUGCGAAUCAAACUUCCCAUUUUAUAAACAUGCUGGUGUUGGAUGGAAAAAUUCUCUUAGACAUAAUCUUUCAAUCAAUAAGUCUUUCAAGCGCCUACCUCGUGAUAGUCGUGGCCCCGGUCGAGGUGCUUUCUGGACGGUUGAACCUCGUGAACGCGCAUCUCUGCUAGACGCUAUCAAAAGAAACCCGUGGAACUUUGCCAGUGUGACCGCGAUGGGAUGUCACUUAUCUGAUGGUUCUCACAACGUUACUUCUGCAUCUGCAUAUCCAGUUAGACGUUUUGGUCUUGCACAUAGCGCUCCUGGUCACCUUUUACGAGCCGAGGGAUUGGGAAGAGAUAAACUUGAGUCAACCCCACAAAUCCGUCUACUGUACACUAGCGAUGGUAAAGUCUUGGCAACUUACGAUGCUUCAUUCAUUGAUCCCUCAAAGUUUGAAUACGAUCUGACUGCUGGUAAGGAGAAUGCCGCAGUCUUGUCUUCUGAUGUCCCUUUGUCCGACAUCAGGUAUUGGACUUCACCAUCUGGAGACACUACCAGCACUGAUGGUGCGACGGCCAAAGUUGAAUGGCCGGCUGAAGAAGAGGAGAAGUAUUUGGAUACUUUACGCUUAUUAAAUGAAGGAGAGGAAAAAGUCACAGAGUCACAAUCAACUAUAACAGAACCUUCAGAUGAGAAUUCAAUGAGUAAAGCGAAGUCUGAAGCUUUGGAAAGCUUUAUUGGUACUCAUAUUUUGGAUGAUGCGAAACUGGUCACCAAACAGAAAAGAAAGUCACGCUUGUUGCCAACCCGUAUAAGGAAGUGUAACGAGUGUAAGGAAAAUACAUCUGGUUGUGAAUCCUGUCUGGCUAAGCGUUAUGAGGUCCUUAAUAGCAAUUACGUUCGUUCGGCGCUCAAAGAAUAUGACCUUGACAUUGGCAACAUGUUGGACUGUGAUCAGGAACAGGGGCCCGCUGGUGGACCACUUGUUAAGACAAUAACUACUAGGAUUUCUAAAUCUGCUUCACCAGUUGCCGAGGAAAAUGAAAGUGAUGUAGAUUCAUGUGACGAAAAACCAGCCAACCCUGAAACAUUAAUUUAUUCGUCAGAUGAAGUUUACGUCACACCACCCCCGUACAUUGACCAUGAAUAUUCUCACUGCCAAGCCCAACUACGCCGACCUGAAGAAAAUCAGCUUGUAAAUAAAUUUAAUGACAACUACUAUACAAGUAGACUGUCAGAAUUAAUGAACCUCUAUCCGCUUCUCAAAGCUUUUGUGGAUUCCAUAGUUCUAGAAACAGAUGCUAAUUAUGAGGCAGAUGAAUUUGACGACGGCUUUAGUUCAUCAGAAAAUGAUAUAUACAGUGAAGAGGACUUUGAUGAGGAAAAUCGUGAAUUAAAGGACUCGGGUAUUCAGGAUCUUUGUGAUUGCGAAUAUACUUUUUGCAGACGGAGCUCUCGUCGCCGGCAUCCAGUUUCACCGUACUACGAAUCUCGUAAGACACGUUCAUUUAGAAUUCCGUCUCGUGGUGUUAAGCAGCGUAAGGGAACCAGAUCAAUGAAAUUGUCUUCAUUAAACAGUUGUCCCACCCGAAGAUCCAAACGAGUUAUAAAGGCUCCUCGCCGUCCAUAUGAUGACUUUGAGAGAUCUCAAUACUAUAAUUAUGAAUUAGAUGAUGAGUCAAGAAUAUUGAUUUUUGAUGGAAGGGAAGGAAAUUUCGGUUCCAGCGCUCAAUCUAAUAUGAUGGAACGUUACGGUCGCCACUCACCUAAUAGUCAGUCAGAUAUUGAUUCAGAAAGUGCUGAGAAAUCUAUGGAUAUUGAGAAUAGUCGAUAUCGCUAUCAAAAUCAUUACCAAUCAUUAAAACGUGCUCAUCAACCUAUUUCAGGUACUCAGCCACACUUAGACAACAUCGUUGGUCGUUCGUCUCCUGAUUUGGAGGACUAUGAUUUUAGUUCUGAUCAAGAAGAAAGUUAUUUACGUGCUGCUUCCACAUUACAAGUAAGAAAAAACGGGACAACCUUCAGUUCAUCCCAUCCACUUAGCAAACGAUCUCAAACAAAAAAGCAAGAAACACAUCUUGAUGUCGCCGAUGGUUGGAAUUCUAUGAAGUGGCCAGUUGGGCGGAAAAUAGAUGAAUCUUCAAUUAAUGGUUUAAGGUUAGGAGAAAGUCACAACGGUUUUUCUGAUGAUAAACGAAUGAUUCAAAGGGAAUUAAGUGAUAAAAUUCAAACCUAUAAAGAGACAGUAGAGGAGCCUGUUUUAAAACGAAAGUUAGUUUAUGCUUUGAGUAUCAUAAUUGAUUCUGUUGUAAUUCGUAUUUAUUAUUCCCAGUCCCUAGUUUUUUAAGUGAGUAUAUAUCUGUUUCAAGUCAGUCGUAUUAUAUAGAAUCUCAAAUAAUUAGUUUCUAAUAUCAGCCUUCACCCCCAAAUGCCGUGGUACGGCCGAGAGUGGAGUCCGCUCUCCCUCUCGAAAUGCUCCCACAUGGCCACGCGAAUAUAUAGCCUCUGCCAGGGAAGUCCUACUCACUGCCUUCUCGUGGCGGCGGUGUUGUUUACGAAAUUGAGAGGACGAAAAGCGAAUGUCCAGCGCUUUAACCGGGUUGGUGGAUAUAGAGGAUCCACCUAGGGAGUUGGAAAACUUUGAUUCCAAACCAAUGGUGCACAUGGGCUCCAGUAUCCUGAAGGAACAAAUGGUGUAUGAACAAAUUGUUGGUCACCGGCUACCAUGGGACUGCAUCUCUUCGCGAUGCUCCACUGCCUUAUGGACUAGACCUUCAGGUCAACGGCUCGGAGUGUGGCCCCCUAAGAAAACCACCUGCUUCGGUUUGGGCACCUGAGCAGUAUCACAGCCCUCACACAAAUCAAAUGAGAUUUGUGAGGCGCAUAUUUAUCUGUUGCCCCUUUGUACCUAUAUUUGUGUUGAAAUAUAUAAAAAUAAAUAAAUAUGAAAAAUUGCAACUAAUCAGCAACUACGCCAUUGUUAUCGAUUCUGAGCCAUGUCACCCAGAGUCUCCAACCAUUGGUUAUGAUAGUCACCUGGACCCUAACCAAGUAGUCUGCAUCUACCAACAUGGCUCAGACCACAAUUUAGUGACUUGAUCAACUGAUUUGCCAUCAUUCUAAUACCUUGCAACUAACCUCAUUGCUACUUACCCGGUGAUCCCAGCAGAUGUUGGCAAUAAUUCUAAGACAUUUGUGGUCAAAUACUGUAGCUUACGAGUACCUUCUUCUCUUAAUAACCACGUUUCAUACCCGUAAAGUAAAACAAAGAUUUGCUGCUCAGUAUACUCGUUCCUUAAUUGAUAGACGGAUAUCUCGCCUUCGCCAUAGUGGCUUUUUGAUUCCAUGCAGAGAUUUCGUCAGACACCAGCCCAUUAAGGCUGAUCAGACUCAGUUCUGGAGUAACAAUUUACAUUUAGAGGGGGGAGAAACCAGCCUGACUUUAUCGUGCUUGCAGUUCACGAGUCUUAGUUAGGCGCCCGAUAAUUAUUGAGGCAAGUAUUUUAGAUGCUAUAUUAGUCAAACUAAUCCCUCUAUGAUUAUCGCAGGAUGAUUUUAGUCCGUUAUAUAUUGGGACAAUCAGAGAUUGUGACCAGUCAGAUUGGAUUGCUUCCAACUCCCAGAUUUUAGCUUAAAUAUCAGUCAACCUAAUCGCUGAAAUGUGACCACCAUAUUCAAAGACCUCUGUAGCCAAUCUAUUAGGACCAGCUGCUCUUCCUCGUUUCACAUUAGCUGUAGCCUUUUGAACUUCAACUAGAGUCGGGGGGCUUACUUCAAUGUUCCAUCCAGACUGUUUGGGAAUGGUGACUAACUGUAAAGUAGCUGAAGGUCAUCUAAACUGUUCUCUAAAGUGUUCCGCCCAUCGUUCUAAACGUCUGGGCUGAGCAGAUAAGCGUCGUCUUUUUUCGAGAUUGUCUCGCUUACAAUUGACUUCUUAAUUCCGGUUUCUUUUAUUAGUCUGAUGUUACCUACAGCCGCUGCCUUUUCCGUCUCUUUUACUUUCGUUGCCCACCACUGCUCACGAUCGUUCUGUAGACUUUUGGUUAACCUAGAUUUGUUUUGCUUUCGCUCUUCAUCGUGUUCGGAGCCUGAUGGGAUGAAUUUACUGGAAUCCAUCAGUGAAAUAGACUUAGAAGAAAUCCAUUGGUUUUUUGUAACCUUUUGGUUUAAAUUACUAAUAGGUGUUACUGCUGUUUCAACAGCUGUUCCAAGCAACAUCUGAUUCAGCCUCGUUCGCGGAAUUACCUAAGUGUAACUUUAGUUGUUCCUGGAACUUGCUUUGGCUCUCUUGUUACUGAGUUCAACUCUGACGGGUAUUCUUAAUGUGGCUUUUCUGCGUCCGUUGAGGCACAAGCAAAUACGUGCUAAUUAAUUGGUUAAUAAUAAGUUGUGUAUUGCAGUCUUUAGUACUGAAAGUUGCAAUGUGGUCACCAAUUUUAGUUGUUUGACACUAAGCUUGUGUCCAUACCUUGCAAUGUCGAGUGUAAUUACACUUUUUUUAUUUCUUUGUAUUAGUAAACAGACGGCUGUAGAUGCAGCACGAUUACUACUGGGAUUCAGUCAAAUCCAAAAUCUCAGACAGAAAUCUGAGUGUGUGAAUCUGGACACCAGUGUAGCUAGUUCAACAUUAGAUUUCAAAAGAACAUCCAUCUCCAAUACAGAUAGUGCCACUUCUGAAUCUAUAAUAUUACAAGAAGUGCCGGCCACUCUAAUCUAAAAAUGUCUUUUUUCUGAAUAUAUAUAUAUGAGCGUGUAUAUCAUUGAACUUGAAUAACUCGUUGAUUUCAGGGUUACCUAUUCUAGUCUCGUUCGCUCAACGCGAAUAUUUCAACCCAUGACCUGAUUCACCUCAUCCUGCAAUAUUAGUUUCGUUUCCAUUUUUCAUAUAAUUUCUUCUGUUACAACACGUACGUUACUUUGUUUAUUCCGAACACUGCGCCUAUUGACAGAGUGCUAAUUUUGUUAUAGAUUUUUCUGUAUCAGGUUCACAGCAUAAAUUAUCAUGUUGUUUUCAUCUUAUACUUGUUUAUCAUGCAAAGUAAUUUGUAGCACCCGCAUUUGUAUUUUAUCUAAGUUUUUCAAUUUACAUGAACCAAACUUCUGUGCAGUAUUAACAAUGUGUUUGGAGGCUUCUCCUAACUUUUAUUCCUUGCUUAAACGAAAACUCCUCCCACAUCUUUAAAUUAGUGCAAUUUCUGAAUUCGGUGUGGUUAUUUUCAAAACAUGCAAGGAAAGUUCGUUUUUUACUGUAAUAAUCAUAAUGCGUUGUAUAUUCAACAGUAUUGCAUGUAGAUGUUAUUUGUGUACUUUUCAUUUUCACUUUAUUUACUGUUCUUCCGGUUAUUUUUGGAAGUGCAUUUUGUUGAUAUAUUUGUUACUCAUCUGUUAUACUGGUUUGUAUCAUUUUUUUCACAUUAUGUAAAUCCAUCUACUGGAUUCUUUAGAUGCAACUCUUAAGUUAAAUACUUUGAUCAGUGAUUUUGAAUCAUCUGUCAAUAACCUAAUGUGCAGUAUUAUUUGUAUAGUUUAAGAGAAGUUAUCUAUUU
Messenger RNA from Schistosoma rodhaini, 6313 nucleotides. NCBI's taxonomy places the organism in Eukaryota, Metazoa, Platyhelminthes, Trematoda, Strigeidida, Schistosomatidae. The record is from the annotation of a GenBank genome assembly.